UACAAAACGGUGAUUCAAUAUUUUCAGAUUAUACUCCAAGUCAUGACAAAACAAGAGCUAUAUCUCCCUGUACGAUACAUUAUAUCCUAACUGCUUAUCUACUUUAUCUACAGUAACAUAUGUUUCUUAACCUCACACCCUUAGGUUGCCUUUCCCCGCUUCCCUCCCCCCACUGGAACGGAAUGGAAAUGAAAUCGCCGGAGUAUAAGGUAGUUCAAUUUUUAGGAACUUCCAUACUCUUUUCAGAACGACUCCACCACCUUUCACACCCAUCCCCACAGUGUAUGAGAGUUCCGUUUUCUCCCCGUCUUGGCUAACAUUUGCUGUUUGCAGACUUUUUGAUUAUAGCCAUUUAUGACAGGUAUGAGGGGAUAUCUGUGAUUUCAAUCUGCAUUUCGCUAACUGCAUAGCUACUGAUGAAAGGAUGAGAUUACAGUACUUCCUCACAUCAUAUACAUAGUAAAUGCAAAAUAGAUUAAAGACCUAAAUAUACAACCCGAAACAAUAAAAUCCCUCAAUGAAAACAAAGGCAAAACAGCCUUUGACAUGAACCACAGCAAUAUUUUUUUGAUCUGUCUCCUAGGGUAAAGGACAUCCAAGUAAAAAGAAACAAAUGGAUUUAAUUAAAUUGAAGAUUUUGCACAGCAAAGGAAAACAUUGACAAAAUGAAGACAACCCACUGAAUGGGAGAAAAUAUUCCUGUCAUAUUUAUACUUCUGUGCUUAUUGCUAAGUUCUCCCUGAUUUCGAGUGUAAGUGGUAUUAUGAAUUUAAAAAAUUAAUUUAGAUUCUUAAUUUCCAAUUGUUUGCUGAUAGCAAAUUAAAAAGCAGUGAUUCUUAUACUGAGCAAUUGUUGGCACAAAUGACUGGUUGUAUUUUUUUUUUAUGUCAAUGUUCAUGUAAUUUAUAAACAGGAAAGUUUGCUUCUUUCAUUCCUGUCUGGACGUCUUAAAUUAUUUUUCUUGACAUAUGGACCUCAUUUAAAUCUCCGGUAAAGGGAAUUCACAUGGUGCCUCAGCAGUAAUGAACCCAACUGGUAUCCCUGAGGAUGGGGGUUUGAUACCCGGCCCCAAUCAGUGGGUUAAAGGAUCUGGCACUGCCCUGAGCUGGGGUGUAGGUCACAUGUGUGGCUUGGAUCUGGGGUUGCUGUGGUGUAGGCUGGCAGCUGCAGCUCUGAUUCAACCCCUAGCCUUGGGAACCUUCUUCUGCUGUGGGUGCGGCACCCCCCAAAUAAACAAACGAACGAAAAACUCCAGUGAAGUAUUUGCUAGGCUAGUUGACAGUCUUGCCUACAUAUAAAUCCUAGGGGCAAACUUCUCAGUGUUUCACCGCUCAGCAUGGUAUCAGCUGGUUGGUUUGCACAGAUUCCUUUCAGCUAAUGCAACAAGUUUUACGUUUCGCCUAGUUUGCUGAAAGAAUUUUUUAAAAUUAUCAUACAUGAAAGCUGAAUUUAAUGACUAAUUUUUCUACCUCCACAACUACACUUUUGUAUUACUUCUAUAUGAUAAAGAACAACUUACUGUCUGAAAUGUAGAAAAGUGCUAAUAUUCAAUUGAUCAAACACAGAUUAAAAAGCACAGUUUCAUUAAAGCAAAUAGACGAAAAGGUGACACCUAGACAGAGGGAACUAAGACAGGGUGAUGAGCCUCAUAAGUGUAUAUAUUCUUGAAGAUCACAUUCAAAGUUUCCCUAUUUCAAUCUGAACCAUUUUUUAAUAUUUUGCAAAUUUUCAUGUAAGUAUAUGCUCACCUAGGUAACAAAGGUUACUUGAAAAUGUGGAACAGGUUCCAGUUACUGAAAGGGUUUGCAGGUGGUACCAGCACACACAGGUGAGACUGUCUCAAAAGAAUGAGCUCAACGAUGACCAUGGACCACCACACCACACGACCACCAGAAAAGUCUAACGCCCAAAAUCCAUGUGGAACAUUAAAUAGGAUAGGCAGUACUUUGAGGGUCUCUGAGAGUCACCUGGGCACAAAUCCCCUUCUGCGACGUUCCUAAGAAUCGUAUUGUUGUCCUACUACAUAUAUAUAUACAGUGACAUCCAACCACCACAUGUUCCCUCCCCAGAAAUACCGAAGAAGACAGAAGAGCACCCUCCAAAAGUCCUCAGCAGAAUGUCCUCUGUCAACGACACGGCCUCACAUCCUCCUGUCUUCCUCCUGCUGGGUAUUCCUGGUCUGCAAGCUCUCCAUAGCUGGGUGGCCUUCCCUUUCUGUGUGGUUUAUCUGGUAGCCCUUGUGGGGAACGUCACAAUCCUGUUUGUGAUCAGGACUGAGCAGAGUCUUCAUCAACCCAUGUUCUAUUUUCUGGCUCUUCUCUCCUUUAUUGAUCUAGGUCUCUCCACUUCUACCAUACCCAAAAUGCUGGCCAUCUUUUGGUUCAACAUUCGGGAGAUAAGCUUUGAAGGCUGCCUCACCCAAAUGUUCUUUAUUCACUCCUGCACCGGUAUGGAAUCUGAUGUACUCACGGCCAUGGCGAUUGACCGCUUCGUUGCCAUCUGUUAUCCACUGAGAUAUACCACUGUUCUCACCAACAGAGCGGUAGCCAUCAUGGCCUCUGUUUCAGUAGGGAAGCCAGUCUUCCUCGCCAUCCUGUUCUGCCCUCUUCUCAAAAGACUGCCCUUCUGUGGACACUACAUUAUUCCGCACACGUACUGUGAGCAUAUGGGCAUUGCCCGGCUGGCCUGUGCGAACAUAAGAGUCAACAUCAUCUACGGCUUAUUCACCAUCGCGACCCUGGUCUUUGAUUUGAUCCUUAUCGCCCUCUCCUAUGCUCGCAUCCUACGAGCUGUCUUCCACCUUCCUUCCAAAGACGCCAGGCACAAAGCCCUUAGCACAUGUGGUUCCCAUGUCUGUGUCCUCUUAGCCUUUUACACCCCAGCAUUUUUCUCCUUUAUGACCCACCGGUUUGGUGGAAACAUUCCUCGCUAUGUUCACAUCCUCCUGGCCAAUCUCUACGUGGUUGUUCCUCCCGGUUUAAACCCAGUCAUUUACGGGGUCAGGACAAAGCAAAUCCGUGACCGCGUUGUGAGAGUAUUUGUCAAGAAAGAGGGACCCGGUACAUUCAGAAGUUGAGAAACUCUUGCAGGCUACCCUUCAGCUUGUACGUCUUUCAUUGGGCCCCAAAUUGUGAUGAUGUAGAGGCCGCCAAGGCAUGUGCUGGGCCGUAAUUAGUCUCCUAAGCUCACACUCAGUGGGGUCCCUUUAUGUAAUGUUCACUUUGACUUUCCAUAGAGUAUCCUUUUUUCAGUGAAGGUGAGAGACAAUUGUGGGACCAAGAAAAGAAUGUAAUUAAACUCUCGAAUAUGUGAGGACAAUGUUGUUCUCCAGGCCAACAGGAAAAUUUAUGUACAGAUUUGAUAAAAAUGAACAUUCUGAUGACAGGUAAUGUUUCAAAAUUUGGCUCUAGCAUCAAUAUUUUUGAAUCUGUCCUUCAACAACCUCCUUGUUUGCCAGGAUUACCUGCAUCUAGAUGACACAUCUUAAUUCCACUCAAAGGGUAAUCUGUGUGUUAUCUAUCAUUCAAUUCUGUCUCCAAAAGUAUCCAACUCACUCUUUUUCAGCAGCUCUACAAUGACACUAAAACCAAAGAAAGGCAUUUAUGAAAAUAAAAUUAGUUAACAAAUUAUUUCACAAACUCAGUUGUAAAAGUUAACAAAUAUUAUAAAAUUUGAACUCAAUUAUAUAAUGUAUUUACAUGUAUAUAUUUUAAAAUGACUGUAUUGACCUCAUCUCAAAAACACAAGGAUAUUUUCUGCAUCUGAAAAUCCAUCAACAUAUUUCACCAUGCUUUCAACAAACAACAGAAAUAACAUAUGCGCAUGUUACUAAAUAUAGAAACAUAGUUCUGAAAAUCCACCAUGAACUCCUGUUAAGAACUUCAGAAAACUAGGAAGACAAAGGAACUCUUCCACAGCAUGAAGAAAGGCUGAAUAUAUGUCUCUAUUGCCAGAAAAAUGAAAGGGUCUCUGCUCUUAUCACAUAUUCACUUCAGUACUGGUGAUUCGACCCAAUGCACCAGGUAAGCAAAGGCAAAUAAAAAUCACUGAUAUGUGAAAGACAAAAUUAUACUAUACUUACUGAUGACAUGGAUUAUCGCUGCAGAAAAAUCUUGUGUAACCCUAGAAAAAGCUAUUAGAACUAAUAUAUGAAUUUAGCAAGUUUAGAAGAUACAGGGUCACUAUGCGAAUAGCUGGCAUUCUUAAACUAGUGGCAUCCUAUUAGAAAUUAAAGUAAAAUGUUUUAAAUUGCUUAAGUAUAUAUAAAAUAUUUAGGAACACAUAUACAUGCCAUACUACAAUCAAAAUUCUUGUGACCUUUUUAUUGUAGAAACUGAAGAGCUAACGCUAAAUUUAUAUGAAAUGUAAAGAAACUAGAAUAAGCAAAAUAACUUCAGAACAAACCUAACACAUUUGGAGGAUUUAUAUCACACUGUGCUAGGGCAUAAAAUACUCGAAUUAAUCAAGAUCCCAGGAGAAGAAGCACAAAUAUACUCCACACAAAUAAAUAUGAUUCAUUGGUUUUCAAGAAAAUGCUGAGGUGAUUCAAUGAAGAAUGGAUACAUUUGGAACAACUGGGUAAUCACAUGUAAAAACGUGCACCUCAAUUUGUACCUUACUCUUAUCAUACGAUCUAGUAAUUGAAUUCCUUGGUAUUUGCCCAAAAGGUUUGAAAAUUUAUGCUCCCACAAAAACCUGCACAUGGGUGUUUUUAGAAAUUUUAUUCCUAAUUGCCAAAAUAUUGAGGCAACCAAGAUGUCCUUCAGUAGGUUACUAGAUAAAUAGACUGUGCUACAUCCAGAUAAUAAAACUGUACUCAGCUCUAAAAAUGAGUGAGCUAUCCAGCCUUGAAAAGACAUAGAGGAAUCUUAAAUGCACAUCAGCAAGUGAAAGAAGCCAAUCUGAAAAGGCCACAUGCUCUAUGCUUCCAAAUCACUGAUAUUUUUGCAAAGGCAAAACUACAGAGACUGGAGAAAUAGAAGCAGUUUCAGGAGCUGGGGGAAGAGGAAGAUGAAUAAAUGGAAUCCUUUUUUACAGCAAUGAAUGAUUUUCUGUGAUAUUAUAAUGAUGGAUACAUAUAUAUUUUUUCAAAACUACAGAAUGUAAAAAAUAUCAAGAGUUAUUGACCCUAAUGUAAAUGAUGGACUUUGAGUGAUAGUGAUACGUAGGUUAAUUUACUGUAACAAACACACCGCCUUCCUGUGGGACGCCGAUAUCAGGGGAGGCUGUGCAUAUGUGGGGCCAUAUGGGAAACUGGAAUUCUCUGUACCUUCCUAUCAAUUGUGCUAAUACCUAAAACUGUCCUAAACAAUAGGGUUUAGGUAGGUUUACAGAUAGAUGAUAAAUGGAAACAAAAUGAUACAUAAGUUUAAUGCCUAAGAACAGACAAUGAGUUGAGUAAGUUCUGGUAUUUCCAUAUCAAGGGGUAUUUUGUGGAAAUCAUGAAGGUUGGAUGUUUACACUGGCAUUUCCUCAACAUUUAUUCAAAGUCAAAAAGUCAAGUUUGAAAAGUAAGUUAGAAUACGUCAAGUCAUUUAAACGCAUAUUCCGUUUCCCGCAAUUUUUAAAACCACCUAUAUCCUCUUUAUCCUAAUAUUUUCUUUCAACUACAGUUUAGAAAGUGAUGCAAAGUACAGGAGGAUAGACAAUUUGGUCACACUGGGUGACCUGAGUGAAAAUUUAAGAACACACAUGGAAUGGUGGAAGAGAGUGAAAAGGAUGCAAAGGUCUACCUUCAAAGUAAGCAUGGAAUGCUCCCAUUAUGGGAAAUUAGGUAAUUCACAGCGUUUCAUGAAAGGAAGACCUACGAAAUGCUUACUGUGUUUUGUUUGUGUUUGUGUUUUGUCAGUACACCAGAUUUACACUUAUUUUUUCCUUUUACCUUAUGCAUAUUGUUCAAAUUUUUUAAAUUUAAAUUUCUUUCCUGGCUCUGCUGCAGCCGAAAUGCUCGAGUCCUUUUGCUGCUCAUUCUCUGUGUGCUACACAGAUUGUUCGCAUUUUUAUUUAUUUAUUUUUUUUGUCUUUUUGCUAUUUCUUUGGGCCGCUCCCACGGCAUAUGGAGGUUCC
Molecule: messenger RNA, 6066 nt
Organism: Sus scrofa (pig)
Lineage: Eukaryota; Metazoa; Chordata; Mammalia; Artiodactyla; Suidae
Product: olfactory receptor 52E4-like
Biological process (GO): G protein-coupled receptor signaling pathway
Cellular component (GO): plasma membrane
Molecular function (GO): olfactory receptor activity; G protein-coupled receptor activity
Source: RefSeq, a predicted model, not a curated record